GCUUAUCAUGAGGUACCCUCCGGCUUAUCGUCAGGUGUCAGGCCCGCUUAUCGUCAGGUAUCAGGCCCGCUUAUCGUCAGGUAUCAGGCCCGCUUAUCGUCAGGUAUCAGGCCCGCUUAUCGUCAGGUAUCAGGCCCGCUUAUCGUCAGGUACCAGGCCCGCUUAUCGUCAGGUAUCAGGCCCGCUUAUCGUCAGGUACCGGGCCCGCUUAUCGUCAGGUAUCAGGCCCGCUUAUCGUCAGGUACCAGGCCCGCUUAUCGUCAGGUAUCGGGCCCCCUUAUCGUCAGGUACCAGGCCCGCUUAUCGUCAGGUAUCAGGCCCGCUUAUCAUCAGGUACCCUCCGGCUUAUCGUCAGGUAUCAGGCCCGCUUAUCAUCAGGUACCGGGCCCGCUUAUCGUCAGGUACCAGGCCCGCUUAUCGUCAGGUAUCAGGCCCGCUUAUCAUCAGGUAUCAGGCCCGCUUAUCAUCAGGUACCGGGCCCGCUUAUCGUCAGGUACCAGGCCCGCUUAUCGUCAGGUAUCAGGCCCGCUUAUCGUCAGGUACCAGGCCCGCUUAUCGUCAGGUAUCAGGCCCGCUUAUCGUCAGGUACCGGGCCCGCUUAUCGUCAGGUAUCAAGCCCGCUUAUCGUCAGGUAUCAGGCCCGCUUAUCGUCAGGUACCGGGCCCGCUUAUCGUCAGGUAUCGGGCCCGCUUAUCGUCAGGUAUCAGGCCCGCUUAUCAUCAGGUACCGGGCCCGCUUAUCGUCAGGUAUCGGGCCCGCUUAUCGUCAGGUAUCGGGCCCCCUUAUCGUCAGGUGUCAGGCCCGCUUAUCGUCAGGUAUCGGGCCCCCUUAUCGUCAGGUGUCAGGCCCGCUUAUCGUCAGGUACCGGGCCCGCUUAUCGUCAGGUAUCGGGCCCGCUUAUCGUCAGGUAUCGGGCCCCCUUAUCGUCAGGUACCAGGCCCGCUUAUCGUCAGGUACCAGGCCCGCUUAUCGUCAGGUAUCAGGCCCGCUUAUCAUCAGGUACCGGGCCCGCUUAUCGUCAGGUAUCAAGCCCGCUUAUCGUCAGGUAUCAGGCCCGCUUAUCGUCAGGUACCGGGCCCGCUUAUCGUCAGGUACCGGGCCCGCUUAUCGUCAGGUACCGGGCCCGCUUAUCGUCAGGUAUCGGGCCCGGUUAUCCGUCCACCUGUACAGAUGGUGGUACCAAUAACCCCCCCUGAGAUGGCCUCGCUCCACCACUGUCUCCAGCAAUGUUCUGAUCCAGCUUGCUGUAAACUGGUCCUGAGGCGGGUCUCCGGUUCUGAAACCAGCACCAACCAGUGUUUGUCUUUGGUUCUGUUGGGUUUUGU
Messenger RNA from Fundulus heteroclitus (mummichog), 1325 nucleotides. RefSeq lists its product as uncharacterized. NCBI's taxonomy places the organism in Eukaryota, Metazoa, Chordata, Actinopteri, Cyprinodontiformes, Fundulidae. The record is from RefSeq and is a predicted model, not a curated record. The transcript is spliced from 5 exons. The coding region runs from base 8 to 1186 and encodes 392 amino acids.